AUGGCUGACUUGAUUUUAUUGAAAAAUGCUACCAAGCGUUUUCUCACUAGAAUAAAUAUUGGUGCUGUUUUAGACACAAAAUGAGCACACACGAAGAACACGCAUUUCAGUCAGGAAGGACCUUGCCGGCAUUUGUCUCUUCGAAUUCUUCAUAAAGAUCUCAAUUCCAUUGCUUUCUUUAUUCAUGCAGGUGAGCAAACAGCAACAGUGGUGUUUGACGGCUAUGGCAGUGAACCCUCAACCAAGAGUAUGACCCACCAGAGGCGCUCAGCAGGAAAAGGGAGUGCAACCGUAACCCUCCAAGAUGGGAUGAAAGUGACGGCUAAGAGAGAUGCAUUCCUUGCCAACACAGAGAAAAAGAAGCGGUUCAUUGCCAUGUUACAGCGCUAUUUAUCAGAAAGUGGCUGUCGCACGUUGCAAGCUGAGGGUGAUGCAGAUGUUCUUAUCGUCAAAACAGCUGUCGACUCUGCCGUAACGCAUCCCACAGUGCUCGUAGGAGAUGAUACCGAUCUGUUAGUGUUACUCUGCUAUCACACGAAAGCAGAUGGCAAUGACUUGUACUUUCGGCCAGAACCAAAAGCCAACUCUAGCUUCAGAGAGAUAAGAGUUUGGAACAUUCUGAAAGUGAAGGCGGAGUUUGGCCAAGCAGUUUGUUGUUUCUGCAUGCCAUUCUUGGUUGUGAUACGUCUCGCCCUUACGGUACUGGAAAACCCGCGUCCCUUAAAAAAU
Porites evermanni is the source of this 729-nucleotide messenger RNA. The record is from the annotation of a GenBank genome assembly. NCBI's taxonomy places the organism in Eukaryota, Metazoa, Cnidaria, Anthozoa, Scleractinia, Poritidae.